Molecule: messenger RNA, 1213 nt
Organism: Ilex paraguariensis (yerba mate)
Lineage: Eukaryota; Viridiplantae; Streptophyta; Magnoliopsida; Aquifoliales; Aquifoliaceae
Source: the annotation of a GenBank genome assembly
AUGCUAGUAGUUGCAAAGCAGAAUAACAUUGUGCUUCUUGCUACUGCCCGCUUAUUCUUCCCUGUUUAUAAGCUAAUGCCACCUUAUGUUGCUGUAAGCGGGAGGAAUGCAACAUGGAGGUUGCCAAAAGCAGCUAUAAUUCCUAACUUCCAUCUCCCAAUGCGUAGUUUUGAAGUUAAAAACAGGACUUCUACAGAGGACAUAAAGUCUCUUAGAUUGAUAACUGCCAUCAAAACCCCGUAUCUACCAGAUGGGAGAUUUGAUCUCGAGGCAUAUGAUGCCUUGGUGAACAUGCAGAUUGAAAAUGGAGCUGAGGGAGUGAUCGUCGGUGGCACUACUGGUGAAGGCCAGUUGAUGAGCUGGGAUGAACACAUCAUGCUAAUUGGUCACACAGUCAACUGUUUUGGUGGAUCUAUCAAGGUCAUUGGAAACACGGGAAGUAACUCCACAAGAGAAGCAGUACAUGCCACUGAACAGGGUUUUGCAGUGGGAAUGCAUGCAGCCCUUCACAUCAAUCCUUACUAUGGGAAAACAUCCAUGGAGGGCUUGGUUUCUCAUUUUGGCAGUGUGCUCCCUAUGGGCCCUACCAUCAUUUAUAAUGUACCAUCACGAACUGGCCAAGAUAUCCAGCCACGUGUCAUUCAUACUCUGGCGCAGAGUGCCAACUUGGCAGGUGUUAAGGAAUGUGUCGGAAAUGAUCGAGUAGCACAGUAUACAGACAAGGGGAUUGUUGUGUGGAGCGGGAAUGAUGAUCAGUGUCAUGAUUCAAGGUGGGAUUAUGGUGCUACUGGAGUUAUAUCUGUUACCAGCAACUUGGUUCCAGGUUUAAUGCGAGAACUGAUAUUCAGGGGAAAGAAUCCGUCCUUGAAUUCAAAGCUUAUGCCUCUGAUUGACUGGCUUUUUCAUGAGCCAAACCCAAUUGGCUUAAACACAGCUCUUGCCCAGCUUGGGGUUGUGAGGCCUGUUUUCCGACUCCCAUAUGUGCCACUUCCUCUGGUCAAGAGGGUGGAGUUUGUUAAUUUAGUGAAACAACUUGGACGGGAGAAUUUUGUAGGCGAGAAAGAUGUUGAGGUUUUGGGUGAUGACGAUUUUAUUUUUGUGGCUCGGUAUUAGUUUUUAGUCCAUGUUUGAGAGCUAAGAUUUUGUUAUUCAGUGUAUUCUGAUCUGAAUAUUGUUAAAACUAUAAACGAUGUUUGUGUGUUGCAUCAAUUAA